CGUAUAAAUAUCAACGCUUUUUCAAGUGAUACCAAUAAGUGUUCUAAACCUCCUCUCAACAAAAUGUCAAUAAUUCUGGUGCUGCUUUUGGGAUUAUCCGUAUCGUACGGUAUUGACCAUGGGGAUAGUGAGUCAGGGAUCCACGCAGCCGCGUUGCGAAUGAGAAGACGCGCUGAUCCAAUGGAUUCUUUAAAUGUUUUUACGGUGCCCGAAAACUGCCCCGACGGCCAAAGACUGGUGAAUGGCGUGUGCAGGGAUAUAUGGAGGAAGCGAGGAAGAGCAGUCACAGCACCGAUGGCAGCCGCUGACGAAGGGCAAAGCAGAAUGAGAAGGGACGCUGAUCCAAUGGAUUCUUUAAAUGUUUUUACGGUGCCCGAAAACUGCCCCGACGGCCAAAGACUGGUGAAUGGCGUGUGCAGGGAUAUAUGGAGGAAGCGAGGAAGAGCAGUCACAGCACCGAUGGCAGCCGCUGACGAAGGGCAAAGCAGAAUGAGAAGGGACGCUGAUCCAAUGGAUUCUUUAAAUGUUUUUACGGUGCCCGAAAACUGCCCCGACGGCCAAAGACUGGUAAAUGGCGUGUGCAGGGAUAUAUGGAGGAAGCGAGGAAGGGCAGUCACAGCACCGAUGGCAGCCGCUGACGAAGGGCAAAGCAGAAUGAGAAGAGAAUCUGAAACACUUUGUAUUUUGAACUGCAGGACUGAGCCUACAUCGUUUGGAUUCUCGACGUAAAUACUUGACGCAAGAAUGGUCUAAUAAGGAUAAAAUGACAUUUGAAAUUAUAAAUUAUACUGCAGUAUUA
Molecule: messenger RNA, 799 nt
Organism: Aricia agestis (brown argus)
Lineage: Eukaryota; Metazoa; Arthropoda; Insecta; Lepidoptera; Lycaenidae
Exons: 9
Coding region: 64-729 (221 amino acids)
Source: RefSeq, a predicted model, not a curated record